AAUCUGUCUGUAAGUACCCCACCACCGACACCAUUGCCACCCCAUACAUGCCCCACACCCACAGAUCUCUAUCAACGGAGAGAGAGAUUCUGCUUACAUUCUCAGCAUCUUCUGCUAUACACUGUUUCGCCACUGAUCUUCCCCAGGUCCUAGGGCUGUUUUUCACGCUCGGGUGUUGACCAGAUUUUUUUGGUUCUGCAGACCAACCAAAAACGACGAAAGUCUCUCGCCGGAUACUCGGUUAAUCCAAACAUUUCCACAAAAGCUUACCUUAGCGUUCUCCUUUAUUUCGGAGUUUCGACUUAAGCAACAACAAUGGCCGGUUACGAUCCAAAUGAUCCGGAUAUGGAGUUUCUGUGUCUGCCUAGGAACAAGCUGUUGGAGCUGACCACCAGGGCAUUUGACGGCAAGAAGAACUGCUGGGUGCCAGAUACCAAGGAAGGUUUCUUGUCCGCAGAAAUCCAGAGUACCAAAGGUGAUGAAGUCACUGUCAAAUGUGACGCUAAUUCUGAGAUGAGAACAAUCAAGAAAGAUGACAUCUCUCAGAUGAACCCUCCCAAGUUUGAAAUGAACAUGGACAUGGCUAACUUAACCUUUCUUAAUGAAGCCUCCAUUCUGCAUAACUUGAGGUCGCGUUACCAAUCUGGUUUCAUCUACACCUAUUCAGGUCUCUUCUGUGUGGCUAUCAACCCCUACAGACGUCUCCCCAUUUAUGGUCAAAACCUUGUUGACAAGUACAGGGGCAAAAGGAAAGCUGAAAUGCCUCCCCAUUUGUUCUCCGUUGCUGACAAUGCCUACCAGUACAUGUUGCAAGAUCGUGAAAACCAGUCCAUGUUGAUCACUGGAGAAUCUGGGGCAGGCAAAACUGAGAGUACCAAGAAAGUGAUAAUGUAUUUUGCCGAAGUUGCUGCCACACAGGAUAGAAAACGAGAGAAGGCUGACGGCACACGAGCUGGUUCUCUUGAGGACCAGAUCAUCCAAGCUAACCCGGUAUUAGAGGCAUAUGGCAAUGCCAAAACUGUCCGUAAUAACAACUCGUCCAGAUUUGGUAAAUUCAUCCGUAUCCAUUUCGGAACCCAGGGUAAAAUUGCUGGUGCUGACAUUGAGACUUACCUUUUGGAAAAAUCUCGUGUCACCUUCCAACAAACUGUUGAGAGGAACUACCAUAUUUUCUAUCAGCUCCUUACACCUACCUUCCCAGAUGUCAUUGAAAAGAUGUUGUGUGCCCAAGACCCCGGUCUUUACAGUUUCAUCAACCAGGGUACUCUCACUGUUGAUGGUAUUGAUGAUGAUGCUGAAAUGAUGCUCACUGAUACUGCCUUUGAUGUGUUGGGCUUCACUGAUGAAGAGAAAAUGUCCAUGUACAAGUGUACUGGUUGUAUUCUCCACUUGGGUGAGAUGAAAUUUAAACAAAGAGGUGAACAGGCUGAAGCUGAUGGAACCGCUGAGGCUGAAAAGGUUGCUUUCUUGUUGGGUGUCAACGCUGGUGACUUGCUGAAAUGCUUGCUUAAACCCAAGAUCAAGGUCGGCACAGAAUACGUCACACAGGGCCGUAACAAGAACCAGGUUAUGAACUCCAUCUCUGCCUUGGCCAAGUCCUUGUAUGAUCGUAUGUUCAACUGGCUGGUAAAACGUGUCAACCACACACUGGAUACCAAAACAAAGAGACAGUUCUUCAUUGGUGUACUGGAUAUUGCCGGUUUUGAGAUCUUUGACUUCAACAGCUUUGAACAGUUGUGUAUUAACUACACCAACGAAAGACUUCAACAAUUCUUCAACCAUCACAUGUUCGUACUGGAACAGGAAGAAUACAAGAAAGAAGGAAUUGUCUGGGAAUUUAUUGAUUUUGGUCUUGAUCUGCAGGCCUGUAUUGAUCUCAUUGAAAAGCCUAUGGGUAUCUUGUCCAUUCUUGAGGAAGAGUGCAUGUUCCCCAAAGCCAGUGAUACCACCUUCAAGAACAAACUGUAUGAUAACCAUCUUGGCAAGAACCCAAUGUUUGGCAAACCCAAACCACCCAAACCUGGUCAAAUGGAAGCCCACUUUGCUCUUCACCAUUAUGCUGGCAGUGUGUCUUACAACAUUGAAGGUUGGUUGGACAAAAACAAGGAUCCAAUCAAUGAAAACGUCGUUGAUUUGCUCCAGAACUCCAAGGAACACGUCGUGAAAGUGCUGUUUACACCACCUGAGGGUGAGUUUCAAGCCACUUUUCGUACCCACUAGCCUUCACCCAGUCCAGGAAUCAAAACCACAACCUUGCAACCAUAAUCCUAGGUACACUAUGAGUCCCUUAACAAACUGAUGACUCACCUGAGGUCCACAAACCCUCAUUUUGUUCGAUGUAUUGUCCCUAAUGAAAAGAAAGCACCAGGUCUCAUUGAUGCUGCUUUGGUACUUCACCAGCUCCGUUGUAACGGUGUAUUGGAAGGAAUCCGUAUUUGCCGUAAAGGAUUCCCUAACAGGAUCAUCUACUCUGAGUUCAAACAACGUUACUCCAUUUUGGCUCCCAAUGCUGUCCCAUCUGGUUUUGCUGACGGUAAACUUGUCACUGAGAAAGUCUUGUUGGCUCUCCAACUUGACCAAAAUGAAUAUCGUCUUGGUACCACCAAAGUCUUCUUCAAGGCUGGUGUGUUGGGUAUGCUUGAAGACAUGCGUGACGAGCGCUUGUCCAAAAUCAUCUCCAUGUUCCAAGCCCACAUCCGUGGUUAUCUCAUGAGAAAGGCCUACAAGAAACUGCAGGACCAGAGAAUCGGCUUAACAUUAAUCCAGCGUAACAUCCGUAAGUGGUUGGUGUUGAGAAACUGGGAAUGGUGGCGUCUUUUCAACAAGGUCAAGCCACUCUUGAACAUCGCCCGUCAAGAGGACGAGAUGAAGAAACAACAGGAAGACUUCGCCAAAAUGAAGGAAGAGUUUUCCCGUUGCGAGCAGACCCGCAAAGAACUCGAGGAACAGAACGUCACAUUGUUGCAGCAGAAGAACGAUUUGGCUAUUGCCAUGUCCACAGCUGAUGACCAGAUCUCUGAGGCUGAAGAUAAGAUCGAACAACUGAUCAAACAGAAGUCCGAAUUCGAAAGUCAACUGAAGGAAAUGGAAGACAAGCUGAUGGAUGAAGAGGAUGCCAAUGCUGAUGUGGCGAAUGCCAAGAAGAAGAUUGAAGCCGAGAACGCCGAACUCAAGAAGGAUGUUGAAGAUUUGGAAUCUUCCCUUGCCAAGUCUGAACAAGAGAAGACCACCAAAGACAACCAGAUCAAAACACUCCAAGAUGAGAUGGCUCAACAAGAUGAACACAUCUCCAAAUUGAGCAAGGAGAAGAAGAACUUGGAUGAACUGCAGAAGAAGACCUUGGAAGACUUACAGGCUGAGGAAGACAAAGUGAACCACCUGAGCAAACUGAAGACCAAGUUGGAACAGACUCUUGAUGAGCUUGAGGACAACCUUGAACGUGAGAAGAAAAUCCGUGGUGAUGUUGAGAAAUCUAAACGCAAGGUUGAACAGGACCUGAAGAGCACACAAGAAACUGUUGAAGAUCUUGAGAGAAUCAAGAGGGACCUUGAGGAUGGCAUGAGAAAGAAGGACAUGGAAAUCAAUGGUCUGAACUCCAAACUUGAAGAUGAGCAGAGUCUUGUUGCUCAACUCCAGAAGAAGAUCAAGGAACUCCAGGCUAGAAUUGAAGAACUUGAAGAAGAAUUGGAAGCUGAACGUCAAGCUAGAGCCAAGGCUGAAAAACAACGAACUGAACUCAACCGUGAACUUGAAGAAGUAGGUGAGCGUCUUGAUGAAGCCGGUGGUGCCACUGCUGCUCAGAUGGAACUCAACAAGAAACGCGAACAAGAGCUCCUGCGCUUGCGUCGUGAUCUUGAAGAAAGCUCCAUGCAACAUGAAGCCCAAAUCGCCACACUCCGCAAGAAGAACACUGAGGCAACGAAUGAACUUUCUGAUCAAAUCGACCAACUCCAGAAGGUUAAGAGCCGCCUUGAAAAGGAGAAAUCACAGCUUCGUGGUGAGGUUGAUGACCUCCAGGGUCAACUUGAGCAUGUUGGCAAAAACCGGGGAUGUUCUGAUAAGAUGAGCAAACAAAUGGAAGCCCAGCUUUCUGAACUCAACAGCAAGAUUGAUGAACAAGCCCGCAGCGUAAGUGAACUCACAUCGCAGAAGUCCAGGCUGCAAGGAGAGAACGCUGAUCUGACCAGGCAACUGGAAGAGGCUGAACACAACGUUGGUCAAUUGACAAAACUGAAGAACAACCUCAAUCACCAGCUUGAAGAAGCCAAACGCACUGCUGAAGAUGAAGGAAGGCUCCGUGUCAAAUUACAAGCUGAAGUCCGAAACCUCAACGCUGAUAUCGAUGGUAUUCGUGAAACCCUUGAAGAAGAACAAGAAUCCAAAUCUGAUCUUCAGAGAGCCCUGUCCCGCGCUAAUGCUGAAGUACAACAAUGGAGGUCCAAGUUCGAGAGUGAGGGUACUGCCCGUGCUGAUGAACUUGAGGAUGCUAAACGCAAACUCCAGGCCAAAUUGAGCGAAGCUGAACAACUGAUCGAUUCCUUACAGAGCAAAUCUGCUGCAUUGGAGAAAGCCAAAUCUCGUUUGCAGGGAGAACUUGAAGAUAUGAUGAUUGAUGUUGAAAGGUCCACCGCCCAUGCUAACAAUCUUGAGAAGAAACAACGUGGAUUCGAUAAGACCAUCAGCGAAUGGCAACACAAAUCCAACGACCUCCAGGCUGAAUUGGAGAACGCACAGAAGGAAGCCCGUGGCUAUUCUGCAGAGUUAUUCCGCGUGAGAGCACAAUGUGAAGAGGUUGGCGACACAGUGGAGUCUUUGAGGAGGGAGAACAAGAAUCUCGCUGACGAGAUCCACGAUUUGACUGACCAACUUGGUGAGGGUGGCCGCAACACCCAUGAGAUUGAAAAGGCCCGCAAACGUCUUGCCCUUGAGAAGGAAGAACUCCAAGCUGCACUUGAAGAGGCUGAAGCUGCACUCGAACAAGAGGAAGCCAAGGUCAUGCGUUCUACUCUUGAAAUCUCUCAAAUCCGCCAGGAGAUUGACAGAAGAUUGCAAGAGAAAGAAGAGGAAUUCGACAACACAAGACGUAACCACCAACGUGCUAUGGAAUCCAUGCAGGCCAGUCUUGAAGCUGAAUCCAAAGGCAAAGCUGAGGCCAUGCGCAUUAAGAAAAAAUUGGAACAAGACAUCAAUGAACUCGAAAUCGCUCUUGAUGGCUCCAACAGAGGCAAAGCUGAACUCGAGAAGAACCUCAAGAAAUACCAAGCACAAAUCAGGGUAUGUAUGCAAUUACAUUUGUGAUAAUGAUGAUGAUUAUCAUCAUCACCAUCCACAGAACAUAUCAGAGCAUGAAAGUGUAGUUUUUAUAUUGCAGUGGCUUCCACUGAAUGUAACCAGUUUCAUUCUCACUUUCACUCUCUCUCUCUCUCUCUCACUCAGGCUGAACGUGCUCGCAAAGCUGCUGAAAAUGAAUUGGCCGAUGCCAGCGACCGUGUCAAUGAACUCCAGGCUCAGCUCUCCACAUCCAACAGCCAGAAGAGGAAACUGGAAGGUGACAUCACUGCCAUGCAGACUGACCUUGAUGAACUCAACCAUGAACUCAAGAGUGCCGAUGAGCGUGCCAAACACGCCAUGGCUGAUGCUACCCGUCUCGCUGAUGAACUCAGACAAGAACAAGACCAUGCCCUUUCCGUCGAGAAGGUCCGCAAGAGCUUAGAAUCUCAAGUCAAGGAAUUGCAGGUCCGCCUGGAUGAAUCUGAAGCUGCUGCCCUUAAGGGAGGCAAGAAGAUGAUCCAGAAACUCGAAAGCCGGGUUCGUGAAUUGGAAUCUGAGCUUGACAGUGAACAGCGCCGCCACGCCGAGACCCAGAAAUCUAUGCGCAAGGUUGACCGCCGCGUCAAGGAAUUAUCCUUCCAGCAGGAUGAAGAUAGGAAGAACCAUGAACGCAUGCAGGAACUCGUAGACAAACUCCAGAACAAGAUCAAGACCUACAAGAGACAGGUUGAAGAGGCUGAGGAGAUCGCUGCCGUUAACCUCGCCAAGUUCCGCAAAGUUCAACAAGAGCUUGAAGAUGCUGAAGAACGUGCUGACCAAGCAGAAAGCGCCGUGCAGAAACUCCGUGCUAAGAACCGUAGUUCCGUAUCUGCCGCUCGCGCUAGUCCUUUGUCUUUGACAAGCAGCUCCAGCAGUCACCAAGUCACAACUAUGCAAGGUCGUGGUCCCGGAUAUUCAGCAACUUUUAGUCGAUCUGUACAUAUGUCCAACGGUGGAGAAGAUGACCACUUCUAAACAAAAUCAUGACUACUACCACCACCAACAACAACAAAACCAACAUCAACAGCAAUAACACCCACCAGAACCAACGACAACAACAACAAAAUGAUAAACUUGCCAGAAGAAAACUAAAAAUCUAAGACAAAAGCAGAAGAGAAAACAUCUUGUGCAUAAAAAUAACCGGAAUUUUCCUUGCUCAAAAUAUUUGACUGCGACCUUGUGUGUGUUGUGGACUGUUUUUUUGGUUCCUUUUUUUUCGGGUGGAGUGAAGGGGUAGAAAAAAUGAAUAAAUAAAAUAAAAUAAAAUUUUUUAAAAAAAUAUUCAUGACAAAACAUCA
Octopus bimaculoides (California two-spot octopus) is the source of this 6608-nucleotide messenger RNA. RefSeq lists its product as uncharacterized. Gene Ontology annotation, molecular function: ATP binding; actin filament binding; microfilament motor activity. Gene Ontology annotation, cellular component: cytoplasm; actin cytoskeleton; myosin filament. The record is from RefSeq and is a predicted model, not a curated record. Lineage: Eukaryota; Metazoa; Mollusca; Cephalopoda; Octopoda; Octopodidae. Gene Ontology annotation, biological process: actin filament organization.